Messenger RNA from Amphimedon queenslandica, 848 nucleotides. RefSeq lists its product as uncharacterized. Lineage: Eukaryota; Metazoa; Porifera; Demospongiae; Haplosclerida; Niphatidae. Bases 70 to 792 code for a protein of 240 amino acids. The transcript has 10 exons. The record is from RefSeq and is a predicted model, not a curated record.
AGCAAUGAUACAUAUACUUUAUUACAAAGAGAUUACUGUCAGACACAACUCAAUUCAUCACAACUUAAUAUGAGUAUACUUGAUGAUAGUGUUGUUCUACUUAACAUGUUGAUAUCAAUCAGUGUUAAAAUUACAUCACUGAUUCAUGAUUCAACGUGGUCAGUUGCUGUUAAUGUAUCAGACAGGUUUGGUUCUGAUACUACAGACUAUACUAACAUUACUGAUAAUUCAGAAGCUAUUCAGGACUGCAAUCCGAUGACCUCUUCAUCAGUAUCACAAGCAUCAUCAUCAAAUAUUUUAUCUAGUGUAAUGACAUAUACUGUUUAUCCAUUUUCCUCUCCCGUUCCUUCUGUUACUCCAAGUGGAGAAAGUGGUAGAAGUAGUUGGACAAGUACUGAUACUACUUUAGUUGUUUUUGGAGGAGUAGCCCUGCUUUGUAUAGCAGUUGUUAUAUAUGCUGUUAUGUAUAAAGCAAAGAAUAAUCGGACAUCCUGUAACAUACAAAAUGUUGUCAACAAAGUAAAGGGUCUUAAACUAAUUGACACUAGCAUGGUGUCUAGAAUAACAAUUGAAAGCUCACCAGUUAGUUCAGCAGACAUUGUUAAUGAAAACUACGGUAAUGUAGAGACUUCUUUUCAGACAGACCAGGAUCCACUGCCUCUUGCUCCCAAUGAAGAACCUGAUGAGGCAACACCAGAUUCAGAAGAUGUGCUUCUCCACCCAUUAUUCUUGAUGAAAGCAUUGAUUGAUUGCAUCAUGAUAGACUCAUUCAUUCGAGACAUUGUAUUUUAAUCAGCAAUAAUGACAGUGAAAAACAGUGAUGAUCAAUCUGUAUUGUAAAAUGUUAU